Molecule: messenger RNA, 1228 nt
Organism: Dendroctonus ponderosae (mountain pine beetle)
Lineage: Eukaryota; Metazoa; Arthropoda; Insecta; Coleoptera; Curculionidae
Gene: NANS
Product: sialic acid synthase
Exons: 4
Coding region: 63-1115 (350 amino acids)
Biological process (GO): carbohydrate biosynthetic process
Molecular function (GO): N-acylneuraminate-9-phosphate synthase activity
Source: RefSeq, a predicted model, not a curated record
AAAUUGCCCAAAUUAACAAGGCGGCAGUCUUGGGCCAGACGUUUAGAAUAACAGUUCAUUUCAUGGAUUUCAUCAAAAAAAUUCGAGAAAAUCCCCAUCCUUUUGUGAUUGCAGAAAUAGGCCAAAACCAUCAAGGCGAUCUUCACAUUGCCAAGCAGCUGAUUAAGGUGGCAAAGGAAUGUGGAGCAGACUGUGCAAAAUUUCAAAAAACUUGCCCCAAAGAGAAGUUUACAAGUUCAGCACUGAACAGGCCCUAUCCAGGCGCAAACUCUUGGGGCCGAACCUAUGGAGAACACAAGGAAUUUUUGGAGUUUUCCGAAAAAGAAUUUGAAGAACUUCAAGCGUAUGCCGGAUCAAUUGGAAUACUAUUCACAGCCUCGGCUAUGGAUGAGGAAUCUUUGCGGUUCCUCCAAAGCAUCCAGGUGCCAUUCAUCAAGAUAGGCUCAGGCGACUCAAACAACCCAUUUCUCAUUGAAAAAGCUGCCCAAACUGGGAUUCCUCUAAUAAUCUCAACAGUUCCAGGGAUGAUUGAUUUGGAAACCGUCCAGAAAAUCCAUGGUUUGGUUUCAAAGCACCACAAAAACUUCGCCCUGUUGCAAUGCGUGUCCUCAUAUCCAACCCCUUGUGAGGACAUCAAUCUGCAAGUCAUCAGUCUUCUGCAGAAAUCUUUUCCAGACACUCUCAUUGGUUAUUCUGGGCAUGAGUUGGGGAUUCACUUGAGUGUGGCUGCUGUCGCUUUAGGAGCCAAGAUAAUUGAACGCCACAUUACGUUGGAUAAAACCCUGAAAGGUUCGGACCAUAAAUGCUCCUUGGAACCCCUGGAACUGAAAGCCAUGAUAGAGCAAAUGAGGACUCUACAGCUGGCUCUGGGCAAACCGAUCAAGAAAACGGAGCCAUCGGAAGAGCCCUGCUUUGAGAAACUAGGCAAGAGCUUGGUGUAUGCACGAAAAUUGUCCUGUGGGCACCCAGUGAGUCUGCAGGACUUAAAAAUCAAAGUUUCCAGCCCUAAAGGGCUGGACGGUUGGAAGUAUCUGGACGUUUUAGAGCGGCGCUUGAACUGCGACGUUGAUGAGGAGGAUCCAGUGCUUUGGAGGCAUUUUCUUCCCAAUUUAUAGCAAUUUGGCAGGCAGAAUUCUUAAAACUCCUGCAGUCAUCCGCGCCACUGGAUAGCAGUAAAAAUACACAGCACGUUCACAUGCGCGAUUAUUCAAAUAUAAGAACAAGUUUA